AUGGAGAUCGCCCUGGAUCUCGCGGAGUCCGGGGCGAAAACCUCGAUCGUAGUGCGGAGCCCGCUUCAUUUGGUUACGAGGGAGAUAUGGCUCUUGGGUAUGCAUUUGAGGAAGUUCCUUCCUCUGUACCUCGUGGAUGCACUCGCUCUUUUCCUUUGUUAUCUGAAGUUUGGGGAUACAUCCAAGUAUGAAAUACAUAGACCAACCAAAGGACCCUUUUAUUUGAAAGCAAACUCUCCCGUAUUUCCUGUUAUGGAUGUUGGCACAUUCGACAAGAUCAAGGCCAGAGAAAUUCAGGUUUUACCUUCCAUAACCAGAAUAAACAGCAAUAGCGUGACAUUUGCCAACGGCAAGGUAGAAUACUUCGAUGCCAUAAUUCUUGCGACGGGCUAUCGAGCUACGACGAAAGAGUGGCUAAAGGGUGAUGACUAUCUUAUUGACGACGACAGCAUGGCUAAGCAAAAGUAUCCAAACAACUGGAAAGGAAAGAAUGGUCUUUACUGUGCUGGGCUUGGAAGAAGAGGGAUUCCUGGAACUUCAGAGGAUGCACUGAAGAUAGCCAAGGACAUCUAUGAGAGUUCUUGUUGUGAAUAA
Messenger RNA from Ananas comosus (pineapple), 594 nucleotides. RefSeq names its product probable indole-3-pyruvate monooxygenase YUCCA10. The transcript has 4 exons. Bases 1 to 594 code for a protein of 197 amino acids. Gene Ontology annotation, molecular function: monooxygenase activity; flavin adenine dinucleotide binding. The record is from RefSeq and is a predicted model, not a curated record. Lineage: Eukaryota; Viridiplantae; Streptophyta; Magnoliopsida; Poales; Bromeliaceae.